UUGUUUUCUGGAAACUGCAAUUCACUGACAGAUAGACAGAAGUAUGAUGUCCAAGAAGAGUAUAACGCUGAUCAACAUGAACCCGCCAUAUGAAAUGAAGGCGACAACGCUGAUGAUGGCGGCGCCUCAUUGCACAACUGGCGUCCAGCAAGUUUUGGUCUACGAGACCGAGAUCCGCAUUCGCGAUUUGGUAGCAGGCGCGGCUGUUGAGACGAACAAGCCACUAAGCGUCGCAUCAUUCGACGCCAUCUACGCCGAUUCUCAUACGGUAGUCAUUCCCGACGCCAUGUUCACCGAGAAAAGCAAAGUGUUCAAAAGUGAAGCCUUUGUGAAGCAUGGUAUGGAAGCCCUCGGAAGCUUCCAAAAGGCAGGUGGAAACGUGAUCGUAUUUUGCGUGGAGGGGACUUUGGUCAUUGGUGAUACUCUAAACCGCCUUUUCGGGACUAAGUGGAAGAUCAAAUUUUUUGAAUCGGCGGCGGUCGAAGCGACAGAUCUAGCGAUGGCUACGUUUGGACGAUUUCUACCGAUGCAAGCGCAUUUGAAGGAUGGAUCAUACUUUAUAGAUUGCCCGAAUAAGGAAGGCUUGUAUAGGCGAAUAAUGAACGACAAAAAGACUUUUGAAGAAAAUUUUCACGCGGAAGACGCCACUUUCGAAAAGCUGGGGAUCGAAAAAGACGAAACUAUGGAUUGUUUCAACAUUGAAAAAAGCUGGGAAAACUAUGUGAGUAAGUACACCAAUCGCUAUUGUAUCGCACUUCACCAAGGGAGAUACAUGGAGGGACAUGUUGUUUGGUACGGCGACCGGGGCCAGAGUGAUACUAUGGCAUAUCUCUUUUGUAAAAUGCUCAAUCUUGGCAGUGUCAGCCCGGAUCCUAGCGAUACUGUCAAAACAAAAUCAAAAGAAAAGAAUGGGCUUGAUCUAGCGAUUCUUUUACCGCUCGUUGCGAUCAUUGUUGCAGUUUUAACGCGCUACAUCACUUCAAAAUAA
This is a messenger RNA of Phaeodactylum tricornutum CCAP 1055/1, 988 nucleotides long. RefSeq lists its product with no specific name. Lineage: Eukaryota; Bacillariophyta; Bacillariophyceae; Surirellales; Neidiaceae. The record is from RefSeq and is a predicted model, not a curated record. The transcript has a single exon. Bases 44 to 988 code for a protein of 314 amino acids.